CCAAGUUGCUUUUGGCCCUUGGCAACAUAUAUUUAAACACAUUGCAAAAUCAAUAUGAACUAGUCUCCCAAAAUAAAUAUCAUGAUUUUAUUUUGGAAAGUAAUUAUACUUGUUUCUCUUUUUUGUCUAUGGCUAUGGAGAAACAUGAAGAAAGUAAAGAGAUUGCCUCCAGGUCCAAUAGGGUUACCAAUUUUGGGUAGCCUUCUAAAGUUAGGGUCAAACCCUCAUCGUGAUUUACAUCAACUAUCCCAAAAAUAUGGUCCCAUCAUGCACAUGCGUUUAGGUUUAAUACCCACAAUAGUUGUUUCUUCACCUCAAGCAGCUAAACAUUUUCUCAAGACCCAUGAUCUUGUCUUUGCAAGUAGACCAUAUGUGGAGGCAGCAAAAUACAUUUUUUGGGAGCAAAAGGACGUGGCUUUUUGUGAAUAUGGUUCUUAUUGGCGUAACAUGCGUAAGAUGUGUACAUUAGAGUUGAUGAGUCAAUCAAAAAUUAACUCUUUUAGAAGCAUGAGAGAAGAAGAGGUUGACAUAUUGAUCAAGUUUCUAAGAGAAGCAUCUAAUGAUGGAACAAAGGUUGAUAUAAGUGCAAAGGUUUCUACACUCAUGGUUGAUAUGACUUGUAGAAUGGUUGUUGGGAAGAAGUAUAUGGAUAAGGAGUUAGAUGAGAAGGGAUUCAAGCUUAUGAUGGAUGAGGCAAUGAAUUUAUUAGGAACUCCUAACAUUGGUGAUUAUAUUCCUUACAUUGGAUUACUUGAUCUUCAAGGCUUAACAAAACGCAUGAAAGUAAUUUCUAAAAUCUUUGAUGAUUUUUUUGAUAAAAUUAUUGAAGAGCAUAUCAAAUCUAAUGAUAAAGAUGGUGAGCCCAUGGAUUUUGUAGAUGUUUUGUUGGGCUUUCUUGGUACGGAAGAAUAUGAUUACCGUAUUGAACGGUCCAAUAUCAAAGCUAUAAUGAUGGAUAUUUUUAUAGCUUCAACAGAUACAUCUUCAACAACAAUUGAGUGGACAAUUUCCGAGCUAUUAAAGAAUCCAAGAGUGAUGAAAAAAGUGCAAAAGGAGUUAGAAAGUGUGGUGGGUCUAAAGAGAAAGGUGGAGGAAUCAGAUUUAGACAAGUUGGAGUAUUUGGACAUGGUAAUAAAGGAAAGUUUUAGGAUCCAUCCAGCGGGACCCCUAUUAAUUCCACACCAAUCCUUAGAAGAUUGUAUGGUUGAAGACUUUUUUAUACCAAAAAAUUCAAGGGUCAUAGUGAAUGCAUGGUCAAUAAUGCGAGACAAGAUGGCUUGGUCUGAUCCAGAGAAGUUUUGGCCAGAGAGAUUUGAAGGAAGCAACAUAGAUGCUAAAGGGUCUUAUUUUGAGCUCAUACCAUUUGGUUCUGGUAGAAGGGGAUGUCCUGGAUUGAAAUUGGGUCUAACUAUAGUGCGUUUGGUCGUGGCUCAACUAGUGCAUUGCUUUGAUUUUAAAUUACCGGAUAAUAUUUUAUCAUAUGAUUUGGAUAUGACAGAAAAAUUUGGACUAAAUUUAAUUAGAGCCAAUCAUCUACUUGUCAUUCCAACUUAUCGUCUUUGUAGUGAAUAGUCAAUAGGGUAAAAGACAAAUAUAUUAGUUGGCAUGGCAAUUUAUGUUUCAAUAUAGCAUUAAAUAAAAAAUAACAUAGAAUAUAUUUUACAUAUAUUAGUAUAUGUGUGUGAUCUAUGUUAUGCUCAACAUUACAAAAUCUCCACUAGUGAUGCCUUUUUGCAGCCUUUGUAAUUGUGCAGCUGAAUACAUCACUCAUUUGUUCUUAAA
Messenger RNA from Cicer arietinum (chickpea), 1782 nucleotides. RefSeq names its product cytochrome P450 71AU50-like. NCBI's taxonomy places the organism in Eukaryota, Viridiplantae, Streptophyta, Magnoliopsida, Fabales, Fabaceae. The record is from RefSeq and is a predicted model, not a curated record. Gene Ontology annotation, molecular function: oxidoreductase activity, acting on paired donors, with incorporation or reduction of molecular oxygen; iron ion binding; monooxygenase activity.